Talaromyces amestolkiae is the source of this 3246-nucleotide messenger RNA. RefSeq lists its product as uncharacterized. The transcript is spliced from 5 exons. Gene Ontology annotation, molecular function: protein binding. The record is from RefSeq and is a predicted model, not a curated record. Bases 1 to 3246 code for a protein of 1081 amino acids. Lineage: Eukaryota; Fungi; Ascomycota; Eurotiomycetes; Eurotiales; Trichocomaceae.
AUGGCUGCGCGGUAUACACCGCCGCCCUCGUUAGGCCAGCGUCGAGCAUCGCUACGAGAUGCUGCGGCCGGCGACCACGAGAAUAAUAUUCCUCGCAGCGUACCUCAAUCACUGACCGAUAUGCCGUCUCGCAUGCCCGCAGGAGGCAAGGACAUCUCGUCCGACAAUAAUACUACCAGUCACAACAACAACCACCAUCCAAAACCUCUACCUACCCCGAAUAAAUCUGCAUCGCCUCUUCCUAGUAACCUGCUCCCAUCCGCACCAGCAUCGCCGCCAACGCCAGCACCGAGUCCGACUCCGCAUCAUACAGUCUCAAAUUGGCAGUCUAGUCUGGGCGGCGGUGGCGGCCACGAGGUGGACGACGAAGAUGAGGAUGACAGUUUGUUGCUCAAGGCUCAGAUACAUUUCAGCUCGAUGGGCAGUGCCCAGAAACAAAAGUUCUUGGUGGAUAUUUUGAAUCUGUGCGAUAAUCAGCAGCUCAGUUUUAUUUCGAGUUUCAUUAGUCCGCGGUUGAGGAAGGAUCCGUUUUUGUCUUUUCCGAAUGAAAUAUGUUUAAGGGUUCUCUCGUUUGUCGACGAUCCCAAAACUCUCGCUCGAGCAUCACAGGUAUCGAAGCGGUGGCACGAACUUAUUAACGACGAUAUAACUUGGAAGCACCUAUGCGAUAAACAUGCAUACGUUUAUAGAAGGCCGUCAGACGAUGAUCGUGACUUUGUCGACCCAUUCCAUAGCGGCCGACGAUUGUCCUUCCUGAGUUCGAUCAGCGAUUAUCAGCAACAGCCCUUCCAACCUUGGAGGAGAAGAAAAUCGACCUCAUCGGCUGCUGAUAGCGUAAGCAGCAUGUCUACAGACCUUCCCCUGGAGUCAUCGUGGCCGCCGCCGUUUUCCACGUCGAAUCGGAAGCGUCGCGUGCAGCCGGCGUCAUAUCGCACGCAUUUCAAAAAGAAAUAUAUGGUCGAGUCGGCAUGGAACAAAGGCGGCCACUGCACACAGAAACAUGUCACUCCGGAUCAAGGCGUUGUGACGAGUCUACACUUGACGCACAAAUAUAUUGUAGUCGCACUGGAUAACGCAAAGAUUCACGUCUAUGACACAAACGGCGGAAAUCAAAAAACGUUGGAAGGACACGUUAUGGGCGUAUGGGCUAUGGUCCCCUGGGACGAUCUACUCGUCAGCGGUGGUUGCGAUCGAGAAGUGCGAGUCUGGAACAUGGCAACAGGCCAGAUUUAUGCUAUCGCGUUUGACGGCCGGCGAAUUGCAACGGGUAGUUUGGAUACGAGUGUGCGUAUCUGGGACCCAAACACCGGACAGUGUCAUGCAAUCCUCCAAGGGCAUACUUCAUUAGUUGGACAAUUACAGAUGAGAGGCGAUACUUUGGUUACUGGUGGAUCUGAUGGAUCCGUACGAGUUUGGUCGUUAACGCGCAUGGCACCAAUCCACCGGCUGGCAGCUCAUGACAACAGCGUAACCAGCCUGCAAUUUGAUAGCACUCGCAUUGUUAGCGGUGGAAGCGAUGGGCGAGUAAAGGUUUGGGAUUUGAAGACCGGUCAGUUACUGCGAGAACUAUCCACGCCAGCCGAGGCUGUCUGGAGAGUUGCAUUUGAAGAAGAAAAAGCGGUGAUAAUGGCCAGCCGGUCCGGCCGCACCGUGAUGGAGUGCGACGAAGCGCGGCCUGGAUGCCGCAAUUGCGAGAUAUAUGGCAAGACAUGUCCCGGCUAUCGGCCCCCAGUUGUUCUUCAGGAUAAAUCGUUUGCGUCGCGGAAAUGGCGGUCGUCGUUGAUAGACGCUCAACAACAACAUCAAUACCAAAUGAACGUAGGGAGUGAGGCUUCCGGCGAUAACGAUAAUGAGGAGGAUGGAUUGGCCUUAAUACCCAAACCGCGCUGGCUCGCGGAUGCGAGCAUGGAUGAUCGCGCGCUGUGCUACUUCUUCGAUCAGUAUACGACGCAACGAACGCCGGACUCGCUGCCGGGCGCUUUAGAGUCGAUUCCGUUACUAUACGUGCUCUGUCGUGAAAAUGAGGUAGCGGGAAGUCCAUCUUCCUGUCUCCGCUGGGCCGUUGAAGCGGCUGCGUUGACCUCAUACGCCAACGAGUCGCACGAUCGCCAUCUCGCUCUUAAAGGCAGACAACGCUACGGCCUAGCGCUUCACGGACUGAAAGAAGCGCUCUCAAUGCCCGUAGAGAAAGUGCAGGAUAGCACGCUGGCGACGAUAUUGUUGCUGGUCAUAUUUGAGGAUAUUAAUGGCGAAAGGGCGCAGUUGGAAAGCUCGCAUACGGCAGGCCUAGAGUUGGUGGCUAGGUUGCAUACGUAUAGGAGGUUGGAUGGGAAGUAUAGCCGGUGUUUGUUCAAUUUUGCGUAUACGCAGUUGCAAAUUCAAAUCCUUGGCCUUGGCGCACAGCCAAAACUCGAUCUACAUUUCUUGAUUGAUCUUUUCGACCAUUCCGACCCGUUACAGAGCCUAAUGGGCAUCGUCACGAAACUGAGCCAAUUCGUCCUCGAUGUCCCCGCGUUACUGAGCGACGGGAAUCCAAGAUACAACAUUGCAGAUCUCAGCCUCGAGGAUCUAGUAAAUGAUUUAUCGCGCGCACAGUCUCUAGACGAGGAAUUGAGUCUCUGGUGUCGAUGUGUUCCCGAUCAGUGGCUGCCGCGGGUUGUAUACUCGACCACGGGCGAAGCACUGAUUACCUGCGUCAGUGUUUCGGCUGCUACGCUGUGGAAUUUCUAUCGUUGUUCGCGAAUUAUCCUACAGACAAUUAUAGAAAAAAUACACACACGGAUGGAGGCAGUGAACGAGGGCGGUCUUUCGAUGUGGCAUACGGCCGACAUCAUCGACAUGACCAACCCGGCAAACACGCCAAUUUAUAGUUCUCAAACAUCAGCAUCAGCAUCGCCAUCUUCGUCGAUUCUAUCGCAAAGCACACCCUACGAAAUCGUGCAAAACAUGAUCGUCGACAUCUGCCGCAGCAUGCCCUAUAGUCUCGGGGACGUCGACUCCAGCGGCGUCCCGUUCCCGCAAACCCAUAACGAGAAUUCGAAUACAAGAGUCAAGGCAAUUGAAGGAUAUGAAUUGCUCUGGCCGUUCUGGCACGUACUGACGUCGCACUUUUCCACGCCGAAGCAAAGAUUGCAGGCGCGCGAGGCGCUGUAUCGGCUGGACGCGAUGGGGAUCAAGUUGGCGUCGAAGAUGGCGGGGGCUGUCGACUUGCAGCAGCAGGAGCAAUCUUCUUUUACUUAUAUAUAA